GUGCUAUAUGACCAAAAUAACUGUGCCAGGGCAACGUUUGCCGCUCCCGCUUCUUCUCCCCACUGUCGCUCUCCUCUUUAAUCGCAGUUUGAUCGUAAUCAAAGACUCGGCGUUUUUACGCUGAAGCAGUUACCGGAGCCAGAGGUUGUCCUGUCGCCGAUUGAUCGAGACUUGAGUCUUCCGUGGUGGCGGCACGGUUGUGCUUUGUGCUGGGAAGACGAGCUCUAAAACCCUACUUCUGCAGCUGCUUGAGCCCGAGAGGAAUCAGCAGUAGCGCGGUUGGCUCAUUUGAGAACCCGUUAGUGACGGCGAAAUCGAUGGACGAGUCGGAAGUCGGCAUCUUAUGCUAUAUCUCUCAGCUCCCGGGUUUCCGUGGCAUCCUCAAGCAAAGGUAUUCCGAUUUUAUCGUCAAUGAAGUGGAUUUAGAUGGAAACGUCGUUCAUUUGACUUCCUUAACUGCUCCUCCUGAGUCAGUUGAAGUCAGAGAUGGAAAUGAGACGAAGAAAAAUGAUUAUCUCAAUAAAAGUUAUGAUUCAGAAGUCGAAUCAUUUCGAGCUCUUGCUGGUGAAGCAGAUGCUGAUCUUCUCAAAACUUUGAUUGAUCAAGUCACUUCUGGCCCCAAAGAGAAUAUCUCGGCUAUAGUUCUUUCUCCAAACUCUGAUAAAACCCAGCGAACGGCGAUUCAUAAUUAUUUUAAAGAGAACUUCAAGUUUCUUGUUACUGACACCAUUGAUGGACCGGAUGCCUCAUCGAAGUCCAUUCGGGUGAGGCUGUAUUCUGGAGGUGAGGGCAAUGGCAGAAACUCAAGGAAAAGGAAAGAACGAGGUGAUAAGCCAUUUGACAGCAGAGGUUCCAGUAGUUGGCCGGAAAAUGUUGGCAAGUUCCUCAGGUUUAAUCUUUACAAGGAAAAUAAGGACACACAGGAGGCCUUAGGAAUAGUAGGAAAGAUGUUGGGUGUUCAGUCUAAAUCAUUCGGGUUUGCUGGUACCAAGGACAAGCGUGCAGUCACAACGCAGAGGGUGACAGUUUUCAAACAAUCUGCCAGCAAAUUAGCCUCUCUUAAUGAAAGGUUAAUUGGCAUUAAAGUGGGUGACUUCUGCUAUGUCAAAGAUGGACUUCUUUUGGGGCAGCUCCAGGGAAAUCGAUUUACUGUUACUCUGCGAGGAGUUCUUGCAGAGUUGGAAGAUAAUAUCAAAGCUUCAGCAGAUUCGCUAGGAAAGCAUGGUUUUAUUAACUACUUCGGCCUGCAACGUUUUGGAAGCGGUUCUAUUCCAACUCAUCUGAUUGGAGCUGCUUUACUAAGAGGAGAGUGGAAAGCUGCCGUGAGUAUGAUUCUCGAUCCAAGGGAAGGGGAACGAGAUGUGAUUGCCAUGGCACGUGAAUAUUAUAAGAAAAGUGGUGAUAUUGAAGGGACCUUGAGGCAGUUACCUCGUCAUCUUGUUGCCGAAAGGGCUUUGCUGCAGUCUUUGAAGAAGUCUCCAGGGAACUAUUUGCAAGCUCUGAGAGCUAUACCAAGGACGCUGAGAAUGAUGUAUGUGCAUAGUUACCAAAGCUAUCUGUGGAACCAUGCAGCAAGCUUGAGGGUGCAAAAGUAUGGUUCGGAUCAGGUCAUGGUUGGGGACUUGGUAUUUUGUCGGAGGGAAGCUGCUGAAAACGCAGGAACAGCCAUUGAUUUGGAAUGUGGAGCUGACAACAAUUUUGUAAAUGACUCCGAAGAUUUAGAUGAGGCAUCUGAAACAGAUGUUUCCACGGAACAAAAUGUUCUUGUUAAGGCUUUGGCUCUGGAAGAUAUUGCAUCUCACAGCUACACAGUUGAUGACAUCAUCCUACCUAUGCCUGGCUCAAGAGUCAUAUACCCGAAUAAUGAUAUUGCAGAAGUUUACAAUGAUUUGGCAAAGAAGGACGGCAUCAGCUUGGCAGGGAGCCCGCAUAACAUCAAGGAGUUCUCUAUAACGAGUUUGACUGGCGGUUAUCGACGAGUUUUCCAGAAGCCAACAGACUUCCAGUGGGAAUUGCUAAAAUACACAGACGCUCAUGUACCACUUGCGGAGACAGAUUUGGACAGAAUCACCAAAGCUGAACCUCUGAACAUGGCCGACGAAAAUGAUUCUGCUGCCAACAAUAAUUCAGUACAAGUGGAUGAUGAAAAAGGGGUGAAUGUAUCGCCAAGUAGUACUGAAGCUGAGGGCACUGAGUCAUUGGAUAGUCAUGUGGCUCUCAAGCUGAGCUUUACCCUUCCAGCUUCUAGUUAUGCGACAAUGGCCAUAAGAGAGCUGCUUAAGACAUCAACAUCUGUAGCAUAUCACAAAACACUGAAUGAGAAGAUAGGCCUGUAGGUUAAGUGUUUUAUGCCCUCUUCGUGAGUCCUAUUCCAAAGAUCUACCCCCAAUGCAGCAAGGAACCAUGAAGAAAGAGGUUCUGGAGGCUUGCUGUGAUCGAAUUUCCGGCUCUCUGUGACCAUAUCUAGUAAUGCGGAUGGCCAUCUACUGCAUCCCUGAGCUGGUGCAGCUUAAAUUUCAGGGAAAUCUUUGCCUCUGACUUGUCUCGGGUACUGACUACUCAGAAGUCAUCCUAGUAGUACUUUUUAAUCAAUGCUUGUGUCGCAGAGAUGUAUAACUUCCAACGAUAAUUUGGCAAAUUUAUUGAGUAGACAACACGAAACUUCAGCUCGCGGAAGCGAAAUUGGGGAUAUCCAGAAAGUCAUGGAGGAUGACUCCUGGGGGGAAUAGGUGGGAAUCUGCCUUUUAGGCACGUCAGAUACAAAGAUCCCCAUCCCAAGUUUCCAAAAUAUGAACAUGUUUACUUCGAGUUUAAAUUCAUCGACCUCUCGUAUGUUGAAUUGUUGACAGUAAUUCCCACCUACGUGUUUUCUCUUGAGGCCAAUGAAAUGGGCACAUUGCAAGCA
This is a messenger RNA of Punica granatum (pomegranate), 2905 nucleotides long. The record is from RefSeq and is a predicted model, not a curated record. Lineage: Eukaryota; Viridiplantae; Streptophyta; Magnoliopsida; Myrtales; Lythraceae.